AUGAAAUUAUUGUUUGUCUCUUUCUUGUAUUAUUUUAUUAUUCUACAGAUAUCAUCUCAGUUUAUUCUUAAAAACCAUCCAAAUUCAAAAAUAAGAUCUGUUCACUAUAGAUACAAUGCGAGCAAGGGGAAAAGAUGCGUAAGGUUAGUAAAGGUUAAUGUAUAUCGGGGUGUUUUAACAAACGUAAUAAGACCAUUAAAAAAUAAACAAUUUCAAAAAUACUGUUUGUUUCGAGCCUUAACACGUGUAUGUGUAUCAUUAAGUAGCAGAUUCUCAUUGAAUGCACGAAUUUCUUUGUUCAGAAAAAAUAUAAACAAUUUAGUACUAACAAAACUAUUAAUUAAUAAUGAAAUAUUAAUAAAGAUAUUAAAAAUUGGUUGGUUAUGUAAAUUAAGUGGUAUAGUAAAUAAAAAUUUCAAGCUUUGUAGAUAUUUAUCUACUAUUUUUUAUAUUAUCAGUAUAUAUAUAGAUAUAUUUUCAACUUUUAAUAUGUCAUCAAAUUCUUAUAUUUAUUAUAUUUUGAAUGCUUUAUCAUCCAUAAUGAAAAAUUUGAGUAUACUAACAUAUACCUCAAUAAGAUCUUUAACGAAUUUAUAUAUAAGUCAAAUGCUCUCAAAUAAAAACUGGAAUGAAAUAAAAAAAACUAAUCAAGAAAUUUUUAAUUUAAAUAAUGUCCAAGAUAGUAAAAAUUGUUCAAAUUGGAAUAGUAUAAGCAUCGAUAAUGAGACUGAAAGUUUUAAUAAAAAAGAAAAAAAUAAUGAAACUGAAACUGUUACUGAUUCAUUUAUAAAAAAAGAAAAACAGAUUGCAAAUAUUAACACCCAAAUUAAAGACAAUUUAUAUAAUUUAGAAAAUAAACAAAUAUAUACUAUUGGGGAUGUUAGUGUUAUAACAGAAUUAUGUUCUUCGAUUAUUGAUUUGUUAACUGUAAUUUUCUUAUCAAAAGCCACACAUUUUAUAAAGCAUAAUUUAUAUUUCUACAUUGUUUUAUCAUCUUGUCAUUUAUUUUUUUCGUACAAAGAGUUGCAAUAUUUAUUAGCUUCAAACAAUGAACUAAAUAAAUAA
Messenger RNA from Plasmodium yoelii, 1065 nucleotides. Its product is annotated as conserved Plasmodium protein, unknown function. The record is from RefSeq and is a predicted model, not a curated record. The coding region runs from base 1 to 1065 and encodes 354 amino acids. The transcript is spliced from 2 exons. NCBI's taxonomy places the organism in Eukaryota, Apicomplexa, Aconoidasida, Haemosporida, Plasmodiidae.